Penaeus monodon (black tiger shrimp) is the source of this 582-nucleotide messenger RNA. Its product is annotated as pro-resilin-like. Bases 62 to 442 code for a protein of 126 amino acids. Gene Ontology annotation, cellular component: extracellular matrix. The transcript is spliced from 3 exons. Lineage: Eukaryota; Metazoa; Arthropoda; Malacostraca; Decapoda; Penaeidae. The record is from RefSeq and is a predicted model, not a curated record.
CUUGAAUAUAAAUACGGAAUACUCGCUUCUGAACAGCACACGAUCUUCUAUCGCCACGACAAUGAACAGCAAGGUUUUCUUCGUUUUGGCUGCAGUGGCUGUGGCUGCUGCCGAUAGGCGACCAUACUCCUAUUCUGCGCCACAGUUUUCCUCCGAGGAAUUCGGCCCCGCCCACUACAACUUCGACUGGAAGGUAGACCACAGUGAUUCCGGCAACGACUUCGGCCACCAGGAGGCCCGCGACGGCGACGACACCCAAGGAACCUACUACGUGCAGCUUCCCGACGGCCGCCUGCAGACCGUCAGGUUCGCUGUCAACGGCGACUCCGGAUUCCUCCCUGAGGUGUCCUACGAAGGAGAGGCUCGUUACCCUGACUCCUUCGAGUCGUUCGAGUCUCGUGAGUUUCGUGGCUACGCCCCUCCAAGGCCCGUCUACGGUUAAGGGGAUUUGGAUGAAGGAUUUCUGAUGGCUUGGACUUCUACGCGAUUUGAGGUUCUUUCAACUAUUUAUUGCACUGAUAUUAAAGGCACAUUUGCAUUGAUAUGUAAUUACACAUAUAUUUCCUUAAUAAAACUGCAUAA